This is a messenger RNA of Cooperia oncophora, 324 nucleotides long. Lineage: Eukaryota; Metazoa; Nematoda; Chromadorea; Rhabditida; Trichostrongylidae. The record is from the annotation of a GenBank genome assembly.
AUGAACAAAUUAUUGGCUCCGCUCGCGCUCUUAUGUGUGUGGACAACUACAGAAGCAGUUACAGAUGGCGAGAUGGAACUGCUUCUCGUUCAGGCAAUGUGGCGCCACGGAGAUCGUUCGCCAACAAAAACUUUCAAGACCGAUCCCUUUCAAGAAGCAAAUUGGACGUUUGGUGGAGGAGGUUUCGGACAACUCUCACCGCGCGGAAUGAAGCAACAUCUGGAUCUUGGAAGAUUAAUACGGAAGACAUACAUUGACGAAAUGAAAUUUAUCAGCAAAAGAUAUUCUUCAAAAGAGGUUAGUAAAUAUAUUUUUCACAAGUGA